This is a messenger RNA of Eremomyces bilateralis CBS 781.70, 2346 nucleotides long. Its product is annotated as cytochrome P450, variant. The record is from RefSeq and is a predicted model, not a curated record. The transcript has 5 exons. Lineage: Eukaryota; Fungi; Ascomycota; Dothideomycetes; Eremomycetales; Eremomycetaceae. Gene Ontology annotation, molecular function: iron ion binding; oxidoreductase activity, acting on paired donors, with incorporation or reduction of molecular oxygen; heme binding. Bases 427 to 1923 code for a protein of 498 amino acids.
UUAGGAUCGCGUUUUGACGAGGAAGUUGAGCGCUGCACCAACGGCCAUCACACUAUCACAGGAUAGAAGUUCGGUUGGAACUAGCGUGGGUGCGUGGGUAAGAUGUCUGACAACUUCAAUGGAUGGACAUGUCAAUCACCUACUGCACCUUACAAAAACCUCAACCAACCCAACCGCCCCCAUCUCCCUAGUACUAUGCAAGUACUACUCAUGCAGGCAGAAAAGCAGUUUAUCAGCAAGAGAAGGCAGCGAAUAAGAUGCCGCCGCGGAUGCACCAACGUCCACAUGAAGAUGAUGGGAACCCCGCCGCGAGAUUCGCUAAGGACGCAGAAGAGCGACUGAGAACUACAAAACAUCCUCCAUGUCGCACUCUUGUUCCUCAUGCUUCUAUGUAGAAUAGAGUAUUGUUUUCGUUGAGUGCGCAAUAUGGCUGUGAUCGUUCUUCUCGCAUUGCUUGGGGCAGCUUUGGCCUAUCGUGUCGCGUACCGUCUUUAUCUAAGUCCUUUGGCCAAAUUUCCCGGCCCGAAGCUUGCCGCUUUGAGCACCUGGUAUGAAUUCUACUACGAUGUGAUCAAAAAAGGCCAAUUCAGCUUUCACAUCGAUGAUCUCCACAACAAAUAUGGACCCAUCGUACGUAUAUCUCCGGAGGAACUGCAUAUCAAAGACAGCACUUUCUGGGACGAGUUAUAUGCUCGUAACCCGAAACAGGCAAAAUAUAAACGGAAUGCGGCAAGGCUAGGUAACAAGACGUCCACCUUCUCCACCACAGAUCCGCAGCUUCAUCGUCUGCGGAGGAGCGCCCUGAAUCCAAUGUUUUCUAAGCAAGCGAUCCGAAAGUUCGAGUUAACUGUCCGAGACAAACUAAUAUACAUGUGCGACAAGAUCGCCUUGUAUAAGGAGUCCGGGAGCGUUCUCACUAUAAAUAAAGCAUUCUCUUGUCUUACGGGCGAUAUCAUAACAAAAUACUGCUUUGGAAUCGGCUAUGAGCACCUCAAGUCACCAGACUUUCAAGACAAUUUCCACGAUGCUUUCUUUGCGUUGGCCGGAUUUGGACACGUCGUCCUGCAUUUCCCCUGGCUGCACCCUCUCAUGAGGAGGAUGCCUGACUCUUGGAGAACUACUAUGAACCCUGCCAUUGCGAAGAUAAUUCGACUCCGUAAGGAUCUACAGCACAAAAUCUCCAGCAUCAGAUCGGAAAAAGGCGCCGUACCGCCUCCAGAGCAUCCUACCAUAUUUCACGCUGUAUUGGAAUCGAGUUUGCCGGACUUUGAGAAGUCCCCCGGCCGGCUCGUCAACGAGGCACAAUUACUCAUCGGUGCUGGUCUGGAAACCACAGCCUGGGCGCUCUGCAACGCCAUCUUCUAUAUCCUAUCCGACCAGGCAGUACAUGAUAGGCUUCGCCAGGAGCUCUUUAACGCGAUCCCUGACCCGUCGGCGGCGGAUGCAUUUAACUUACUCCAUCUAGAGAGUCUACCGUACCUGAAAGCUUGUAUUAAAGAAUCGGUUCGGUUCUCUAUCGGUGUCACAACCAGAACUGCUCGAGUUUUCAGCUCGCCAUUGCCCUAUAGCGACUGGGUCAUUCCACCGAACACGCCUGUGUCGAUGACGAUGACGGAUAUUAAUUUCGAUGAUUAUGUCUAUGGAGACGCGCGGAAGUUCAGGCCGGAGAGGUGGCUAGGCAACGCCACUGCGAAGGACGGGAAACCGCUUGACCAUUAUUUCGUGGCCUUCGGAAGGGGUCCGAGGGGCUGCUUAGGAAUCAACCUUGCGCAUCUAGAAUUGUAUACCACGAUUGCGAGCAUCUUCCGAAGGUUCAAGCUGGAGCUCUUCGAGACUGACCACACUGAUGUCGAGAUGAUAGCUGACAUGUUUCUCCCAUGUCCGAAACCCGACACCAAAGGCAUCCGCGUGAAAGUGGUAUAGGGAAAGACUUUAUCUAGAGUAUAUGAUUUGACGGUAGACAACUCGUGCAUGGGCUCUGUCAUCGCAAGGCAUGGGCAAGAAGUAUGAAAGAGCACGGGGCUGCCCACAGGGGAAUUCCUGGCUGGAAGCGUUCGAUGUUGAUUUAUUAUCGGAUAUACCUCGAGUGCUACCUCAAUCGAGGCAUUAUCUCACCAUAUCUCUACUGUGCUGGGCAUACCUUUUAGCUUGUCCGUGUACUCUCGUUUGCCUCGUCUCCCACAUAUAGGCUCGUGUCUGCGACCUGCGUGUUGCCCUCCCUGCCUUUUAGUUAGCGUACUGGGUCCGACAUUGGGUGUAACCACGUGACCUAUUACUUCUCUUAAUGAAGAAACGAAGGGUGAUCAGGAAACUUUGAUCGCAACAUAACACAGCAUAACAUCGCCC